Alternaria atra is the source of this 1479-nucleotide messenger RNA. RefSeq lists its product as uncharacterized. Gene Ontology annotation, molecular function: transmembrane transporter activity. Gene Ontology annotation, biological process: transmembrane transport. Bases 1 to 1479 code for a protein of 492 amino acids. The transcript has 3 exons. NCBI's taxonomy places the organism in Eukaryota, Fungi, Ascomycota, Dothideomycetes, Pleosporales, Pleosporaceae. The record is from RefSeq and is a predicted model, not a curated record. Gene Ontology annotation, cellular component: membrane.
AUGAGCGAUAUCGAGAAACAGUACGACCAGGCGGUGCCAGAUGCUGCGAAAGAGAGCGAUGAGAUUGGGAGACAGCUAGAGGGGAUUGAUCCGGUUUUCGAGGCUAAGAUUGUGCGCAAGCUUGAUCUUUUUGUUAUUCCGGUGGUAAUGCUGCUGUACUUGCUUAGUUUUCUCGAUCGAGUCAACAUCGGCAAUGCGCGUCUCUAUGGUCUACAGGAAGACCUCAAUAUGGACGAUUCUCAGUUUCAGACUGCGGUUUCGAUUCUCUUCGUAACAUACAUUCUCUCCGAGGUCCCAUCAAAUCUCGUGUUGAAGAAACUCACACCUUCGCGAUGGAUAGCGUUUAUCACCGUUGCAUGGGGUAUUAUCGCCACUUUGACUGGUAUCGUACAGAGCUAUGGUGGCCUAAUCGCAUGUCGCUUGCUUCUCGGUGCCGUUGAAGGAGGCCUGUUCCCUGGAAUGGCCGUUUAUCUGACAUUCUUCUACACCAAGCGCGAACUCGCCCUGCGCAUCGGUUACCUCUUCGUCUCCGCUGCCCUCGCUGGAGCCUGCGGAGGUCUCCUCGCUUACGCAAUCGGACACUUGGACGGCACGGCCGGCCUCCGCGGAUGGCGCUGGAUCAUGAUUAUAGAGGGUAUUCCCACUUUUGUUCUGGGCAUCGCAACCUGGUUUAUCCUUCCCAACACUCCGGAAACAGCCUACUUUUUCACUGCCGAGGAGAAGGCUUUCGCUGCAGCUCGUCUCAAGCGCCAAACUGGAUACACUAAGAAGGCGGCAGAAUUUCACUGGGAAGAUGUGAGGAAGUGUGUCAAAGACUGGAAAGUUUGGGUAUUCUGCUUCGCGCAGUUCGGGAGUGAUACCAUGCUUUACGGUUACUCUACUUUCUUGCCAACUAUCAUCAGGUCGAUCAACACUACUGCCAGCAGUGCAAUGGUGCAGGUCCUCACUAUUCCGUGUUACGCGCUUGGUGCAAUCACAUAUCUGGUCGUUGCGCGUUUCUCGGAUAAACAGCAGAAGCGCGGAUUUUACAGUAUCUUACUCGGUGUGGUCAGUAUCGUUGGAUACGCCAUGUUGAUCAGUGAUGCUAGCUCUGGCGUUCAUUAUGCGGGCUGCUUUCUUGUUGCGAUGGGAUUGUAUGUUUGUGUCGGUUUACCAUUGGCUUGGCUGCCUACGAACUUGCCAAGAUAUGGAAAGAGGACGACCGCUACGGGAUUGCAGUUGAGUAUCGGUAACUGUGCGGGUAUUAUGAGCGCUUUUAUAUACCCUACAGCAGAUCGACCUCGUUUUAUUAAGGGUCAUGGUAUCACAAUGGCCAUGGUGGGUUUUGCUUGUAUAUGUUAUGCUGUUAUGUGGUUCCAGCUUAGGCAUAUCAACUCGAGACGUGAGAAGGGUGAGGAAGAGCACUUGGUCGAGGGGAUGACUGAGGAGGAUGUCGCGGAGAUGGGUGACGAUAGUCCAAGAUUCAGAUACACUAUCUGA